AUGACAUAUUUCAUCAUUAAAGGGAUUUCUGAUGUCCCACAAUUACAGCUUCCCAUUUUUUUGUUGGUUCUGCUGAUUUAUCUCGUCAUUCUUGGAGGUAAUAUGACCAUUUUUCUAUUGAUCUCUAUGGAUCGCCAUCUUCACACUCCAAUGUAUUUCUUUCUGGCCAAUCUGUCUCUCCUUGAUGUCUGUUGCUCUACAAUAACUCUUCACAAACCUCUUAUUACAUUCAUCACUGGAGAUAAAUCAGUUUCUUUUGCUGGUUGUAUUAUGCAAAUGUUUUUCUUUUUAUCAUUCACAUGUAAUGAGCUGCUAAUUCUGACAGCAAUGGGUUAUGACCGCUAUGUGGCUGUCUGCCACCCUUUACAUUACCAUGUAAUUAUGAACCACAAAGUCUGCUGUAGUCUGGCCAGUGUCUGUUGGGUUUUGGGUUUUUUAGAUAUCAUACCUUGUGCUUUGAAAGUAUCAUCCAUUACUUGUUACAUGUCAUUGGAAGUCAACCAUUUCUUCUGCGACCUUAUACCAUUAAUGAAGCUAUCCUGCAGUGACACUUCUGCUUUGCAGCUUUAUGUGAUUAUUGAAGGCGUGAUUCUAGCAUCUUUUGUUCCACUUAGUCUCACUUUUAUAUCAUAUGUUUUCAUUAUAAGAAGCAUUCUGAGAAUACGUUCUAGUAACGGGAGGUGGAAAGUCUUCUACACGUGUUCCUCACAUCUCACAAUUAUCAUCCUUCUUUAUGGCACCUUGUCCUACCAAUACUUUAGACCAGUUGAAUAUAUUACACUGGGUUCCAAUAAAAUUUCUUCCCUGUUUAAUACCACAGCCCUCUUUAACACCACCGGUGUCCCGAUAUUAAACCCCCUGAUUUACAGUUUGAAGAAUAAAGAUGUUAAAUCAGCCUUUAAGAGAAAGUUUAGGAAAAUUUCUUGUAAAAUGUCAAACUCUGCAGUUUCAUUUUAA
Staurois parvus is the source of this 957-nucleotide messenger RNA. Lineage: Eukaryota; Metazoa; Chordata; Amphibia; Anura; Ranidae. The record is from the annotation of a GenBank genome assembly.